UCCGUGAGGUCGAGGCCAUUUGCAGUCAGUCGUCGGCGAGAGUCACUUCUCUAGGUCACUAACACUACAUCCAAUCAUCACCAUGAGGAAUACGGUUUGCGUGUUGAUCGCGGCAGCGGCGCUCAUCAGCUGUUCAGCCCUCGGCUCGCCCUUGGAGAAGGUCAAGGACGAGAACGAGCUGCAGCCCUCCACCGAGGAAACCCUCCUGCGCAAACUCAGCGCCAAGUGCAGCCAACGCGACACGGCGUCCUGCGUCAUGCUCAAGCUGGUCUCCUACAUGAACAGGCUACUAAAGAAGAACGACUUCGAGCUGACAGAGUCGCUAGUGAUCACACAGACGUCGCCGGUGGUGGACGCGGCUCAGACGCCCUUGGCGAGGGCCUUCAAGGGUGACUCGGCCAGUGACGACGACCUUGCCGGACAGCUGGUCGCCGAGAAGCUGUGGGCCUACGUGCAGUCGCGCAGCCUCCGCUGGAGUGUCCUCCCCGAAGCUGAUGUCGUCCUCUCUGCCGAGCCCGACCAACAGGGAUCCCUCAACCUUGGCGUCUCACUUCGCGCCGGACGAUCACUUGAGACCGGACGUGGAAAAAUGAAGAACCUUGGACCCCUGGUGGCCGCCGGUAUGAUGAAGAUCGGAAUGGUGGGAGUGUUGGCUUUCAAGGCGCUGGCUCUGUUGGUUGGAACCCUUCUGGUGAGCAAGUUGGCGUUCCUGUUGGCAGCCGUCAUCGGCCUCAAGAAGCUGUUCAGCCAGCAGAAGCACGUGACCUACGAGGUGGUGACUCACCCGCACCACUCGCACAGCCACGCUCCCGAGAUCCAUUCGUCCGGCCAUGACUCGUACAGCUCCGGAUGGGGCCGCAGUCUCCCUCUGCCCCUCGCCGCCGCCGCCCCCAUCAACGCCCCCAGCGACGCUCACCAGAUGGCCUACAGUGCGCAGGCGCCCAAACAAUGAACAUAUUGACACCAAUAUAACCUCAUGACUUUAGUGGCUCCAUCGCUGAGCCACGCUUGAUACCAAAUACAACGGAUAAUCUAUCUCUAAGAAAGCUGUCAGGCUUGAUGUGCCAGUGCGUGAUGCCGCGUGCGAAUAGCAUGUUCGUAUCUGUGAUGCAUCAAACUCAAGAAAUUAGCUUGAGGUAUAUCAUAGCAUUAUUAUUCUGACUAUGCAAGGCUGGAAUACUGUACUGUCUAUAAAACUAUACGGUAACUAGCAUUUAUUGGAGUGCAGACUUUCAAUUCAGAACAGAUCAAAUUUAUUUAUCUUCUCUAUGUUUAGAGACCGUACAGUAACCCAUUCCUCAAAUCUUACUAGACUGCAUUCUUCUGCAUAAAUCCUGCAGUUGAAACCCUAUACUUAUUAUUAUUGUUAAUUGCUGCAAGUUAUGCAGCUUUCCCCCACCUUCUCAAUCCUUAAACGGAUUGUUAUGAUAACGUUUUAUGUUAUUUUUGUAUGUCUUUUGUUAGACCAUGUGUAUAUUAAUUGAUAACUGUAGCAAUCAAAUUUUCUAUUUAUUUUUGUUAAUUUAUUCUUAUUUAUUCCGCAUUAAAACCUCAGGGUAUCUGAAUAGAUAAGUAUGUAUAUUUGUAGUACAAAGUAUGACUAUCUUUCAGAUAUUAUUUAAUGUAAAUAAAAAUACAUUUUCAAAUA
Molecule: messenger RNA, 1648 nt
Organism: Nilaparvata lugens (brown planthopper)
Lineage: Eukaryota; Metazoa; Arthropoda; Insecta; Hemiptera; Delphacidae
Source: RefSeq, a predicted model, not a curated record